Messenger RNA from Melanotaenia boesemani (Boeseman's rainbowfish), 5074 nucleotides. It is a transcript of the gene pcdh18a, whose product is annotated as protocadherin 18a. Gene Ontology annotation, molecular function: calcium ion binding. NCBI's taxonomy places the organism in Eukaryota, Metazoa, Chordata, Actinopteri, Atheriniformes, Melanotaeniidae. The transcript is spliced from 4 exons. Gene Ontology annotation, cellular component: plasma membrane. Bases 463 to 4044 code for a protein of 1193 amino acids. The record is from RefSeq and is a predicted model, not a curated record. Gene Ontology annotation, biological process: homophilic cell-cell adhesion.
UAAGAUGCGUUUGUCUUACCCGGGAUGUGAAAAGGGGGCCAGUGCUCAUGUACAAGUAGUAGGUUUGAGGCGGGUUAUUUUGGGCAAAUCUGUGUGUAGAGGCACCUCAAACGGAGAGAGAGAGCGGAGUGGAGCGCACGGAGCAAAGACCAGUCGCAGGGAGGAGAGGGAGAAAGGCGCACAGAUUUCAGAGGCAUUCAGCUGUUUUUUUCCUCCGCACACUGGAUGCGGGCAACAGAUCUGCAUGGCAGGAGAGGACAGAUAAAACAAUUUCGGAUGCUUUUAUGGAAAUUAACACAACUUAAGCAAGCUUGCAGUAAACAGUCGCGUGUUUUUCUUCUCCUCACUCAGAGAGGGAAAUGCCGCAAUUGUAUAAAGCAACCGAACACUUCGUAAGUUAAAACUGGACCUGAUAUCUACUGAAUAUUUUAGCUAUUUUUUAGUGUUUUAUCCCAAUCAACAAUGCAGCCAGAAAAAAUGACCGGGCUCUUUUUGACAAGAAUGUGGAGAGUUCUGGCUCUUUUGGCGCUGGCGACGCAGCACGCCGAUGGGAAGACACUGAAAUAUCAGAUUUACGAGGAGCAAAAGGUGGGGACAGUUAUUGCCCGUUUGAAAGAUGAUGUUGCGGAUGUUUUGGCCAAACUUCCGAGCUCUGUGUCCCCUCGAUUCAGGGCUAUGCAACGUGGAAGCUCAUCUUUCCUCACAGUGCGCGAGCAGGACGGAGAAAUCAGCAUCAGGACCAAAAUUGAUCGUGAAAAACUCUGCGAAAAGAAUCUUAACUGCUCCAUUCAAUUCGACGUGCUGACGCUCCCCACUGAGCAUCUUCAGCUGUUUCACGUCGAAGUGGAAGUGUUGGACAUCAACGAUAACGCACCCCAGUUUGCGCGUUCCGUCAUUCCCAUUGAGAUAUCCGAGAGUGCGGCUGUGGGGGCUCGCAUUCCCCUGGACAGUGCCACAGAUCCCGAUGUCGGUGAGAACUCUCUGUACACAUAUGCUUUAGAGCCCAACAAUUUCUUCAAGAUUGAUAUUCAAUCCAGAAGUGACGGGGUUAAGUACGCAGAGCUGGUGGUGCUCAGGGAGUUGGAUCGGGAGGUGCGCUCCGGUUACGAACUUCAGUACACAGCUUCUGACAGGGGCGUUCCCCCAAGAACAGGUUCAACGAUCCUCAAAAUCAGUGUUGCUGACUCAAAUGAUAACAGUCCGAUUUUUGAGAAGUCUUCAUAUAUCAUAAGUCUCCCUGAAAAUUCACCUGUUGGCACUCUGCUCAUUGACUUAAACGCCACAGACGCUGAUGACGGCACAAACGCCAAAAUAGUUUACUCAUUUAGCAGUCACGUGUCUCCCAAAAUUAUGGAGACGUUUAAAAUUAAUCCCGACAGUGGUCACUUGUCUCUUAUCAGACGCGUGGACUAUGAGACCCUGAACUCUUAUGAUAUUGAUGUGCAAGCGCAGGACAUGGGUCCUAACUCCAUGCCUGCACACUGCAAAAUCCUGGUUAAAGUGGUCGAUGUAAACGACAACAAACCAGAAAUUAGUAUAAAUCUCAUGUCCUCGCAGGGGAAUGGGGACGCAGCUUAUAUAUCAGAGGCUUCUCCUUUGGACACGUUUGUUGCGCUGGUGAGGGUGGAAGACUUGGACUCUGGUUUGAAUGGAGAAGUUGAGUGUAAGCUUCAUGGUCAAAGCUACUUCAAACUACAGAGAACAUACGAGAACAACUACAUGAUUUUAACCAACGUGUCUCUGGACAGAGAGAAGAGGUCAGAGUUCAGUCUCACUGUGGUGGCAGAGGACAAGGGGGCACCCAGCCUCUCUACCGUCAAACAUUUCACCGUGCAUGUUACUGAUGAAAACGACAAUCCGCCACGUUUUGAGAAGGGCCGAUAUGAGAUCUUUAAAUCAGAGAACAAUGCCCCUGGAGCAUAUCUGACAUCCAUCAUGGCCACUGAUCCUGAUCUGGAUGUAAACGGACAGGUGAGCUACUCCAUCUUGGAAAACUUAGUUCAGGAAAGCUCCAUCUCCACCUACGUCACCAUCGACCCCUCCAAUGGCGCCAUCUAUGCGCUGCGCACCUUUGAUCGCGAGGAUGCGAGUCGUAUCUCUUUUGUUGUGCAAGCCAAAGAUGCAGGGAAACCAGCACUGCUUAGUAAUGCCACUGUUGUUUUGAAUAUUCUGGAUGAGAAUGACAAUCCUCCGGUUAUCGUGGUCCCCCAGCUGUGGAAUUUCACUGCAGAUGUUCCUGCAUCAAAGUUCACAGAAGCUGGACACUUAGUAACUGUGGUCAGAGCAACUGAUCGUGACACAGGGGUCAAUGCUGAGCUUAUUUGCUCUAUUGUAAGUGGCAACGAUGAAGGAUUUUUCCUUAUGGACCCCAGAACAUGUGAGAUCCACGCAAAUGUCAGUCUGGAGAACUUCCCCCAUGAGCAUGCUGAACUCACGGUCGUGGUUAGAGAUCAUGGAAAGGAAAGUCUCAGUGCCAAGGCUGUUCUGAAAAUCACCCUCUAUGAGAACUUGGAGAACCACGUACAGUUAAUGGACCAGGGAGAAUCCACCCUAGAUGCGUCUCUGAUCAUCAUCAUCUCCCUGGGGGCCAUCUGUGGCGUGCUCCUGGUCAUCAUGGUGGUCUUCGCAGCGCGCUGUAACCGAGAAAAGAAGGACACCAGGAACUCCUACAACUGCCGGGUUGCAGAAUCCACUCACCAGCACCACCCCAAAAAGCCCUCGCGCCAAAUUCACAAAGGUGACAUCACCCUGGUUCCCACGGUGAACGGCACCCUCCCCAUCAGGGCCCACCACCGCUCACCGUCAGCCACGCCUCCCAUGGACCGAGCCCAGAUGGGAAGCAGGCAGAACCAUCACAGCCGCCAAUCCCUGAACAGCCUGGUGACCAUCUCAUCCAAUCACAUCCCAGAGAGCUUUGCUCUGGAAUUGGCGCACGCAACUCCACCGGUGGAGCAAGUCUCACAGCUUCUGUCCAUGCUCCAUCAGGGCCAGUACCAGCCCAGACCCAGUUUCCGUGGCAACAAAUACUCCCGCAGCUACAGAUAUGCAUUACAAGACAUGGACAAGUUCAGCCUGAAGGACAGUGGUCGUGGAGACAGUGAGGCGGGGGAUAGCGACUGUGAGAUGGGGCGGGAAUCCCCUGUGGACAGGCUGCUGCUGGGGGAGGGCUUUUCUGACCUGAUGCACCUCGAAAUGCACCAUCGACUCCAUCCAGCCAUGAGACUGUGCACAGAUGAAUGUCGCAUCUUGGGACACUCUGACCAGUGCUGGAUGCCACCCCUCUCCUCACCCACUUCCUCUGCUGACUACCGCAACAACAUGUACAUCCCUGGAGAGGAGUCCUCCCAGCAGCCCCAGCUCGAUGAUGACCAGUCCUCUGUUGACUCAGAGAACCGUAAGAGCUUCUCCACUUUUGGCAAAGAGUCUGGAAAUGAAGAGCUGGGGUCCGUAGGAGGAGGAGGUGGAGGAGGUGAUGUGUGUGCAGCUGGAGGAGGGGCGGGCUCCCUUCUCACAGAGAUGAACUCUGUGUUCCAACGACUCCUACCCCCUAAUAUGGACUCUUAUUCUGAGUGCACGGAAACGAGCCUGCCCUCUUCCUCGUCAACUGCUGAGAGAGGAAGCGGACGUGGUGGCAAUAUUGCCGGUAACCAUAGUAACAAUGCUGUUCCUCAGGACAACCGCAGAGGGUUGUUGCCGGGUGGCAAAGGUCCUGCUUAUCCCCCAGGUGUAGCUGCAUGGGCUGCCAAUACCCACUACCUGAACCCAGGAAGUGGAUCAGUGGGGAACAACCAUGUUUCCUCCUCUUCUUCUUCUUCAUCCUCAACCUCCACUUCCACCUCCGCCACUGGACAGCCACCACAUCUAAAAUGGCUACCAGCCAUGGAAGAAAUUCCAGAGAAUUAUGAGGAAGAUGACUUUGAUGGCGUCUUUCAUCAGGGCCACCAGGGUGGCAAGCGUAGCGAGGGCCGCCAUGAGACCGGCAUGGACACGAGUGAGUUGGCUCAUGAGAUCAACAAGCUGCUGCAGGACGUCAGACAGAAUUAGAGGAAAGAAGAGAAGGCAGGGCAUGGUUUCACAGAAUGAUGAAGGAACCUUUUAUCACAUCAUGGUACACAUUUGCUCUUUGUGCCAACAUUUAAAUGCUUGUCUUGUUUAUUUUGACCAAAUUUCCUCUUUGUCUCAGCGCUGAGAGACUAAGAGAAAAGUCAAACAUGGCAUUGAAACUGUGAAGUGACUUAAAGACAUCAAAGCAGAUGCUUAAAGAACAGAUCGCUCAGUUGUUGUUAGUGUUUCUGAAAGUUUUUUGAAUGAGUGAUUCAGAAGUCCACCCACACAAGAAAAGAACUAUCCUUUUUCACUUGUACUGUUUACAAAGGUGUGAACAGAUUUGGAGAAACCAACUGUUGUGUGAUCUUAUUUCAUAUUUUACAGUAUAUAUACUAAACAGUAUAUAUUGUACAGUGUCUGUAGAAAAAGGCAAACUCACUUGAAUAUUGUGCCAUGUCUCCUGUUUUGUUAUUAUGGAAUGUAACUGUAAAAUUUGACUUUGUAUUUUAAAAAUACACACUUUUUUACUUCUAUAUAUUUAUAUGUGUCCAUGUAUGUUUGUACAGAAAAGAAAACAAAUGUCUAUUUUUUUAUAUUCGUCACUGCAUGUCUUAAUAUCGCUUUAAUGUGUCUUUUUCCCCUGCCCUGUAUAUUUUGUAAAACAAUUGUAUUUAAUUUUGUUAUUGAAUGUGUGUGUGUGUGUGCAUAUAUAUAAAAAGAAAAAUAAUCACGUCCCAAUGCAGUUCCAUGUUGGAAGUGGAUUUUGUAUGGUAACAUUGUGACCAGUGGAUGAUAAAUAAAGUGGAGGGAUUCGUAACAAUUUUGACAUUUUCUUCAAUGAGUGCGUAAUUUUUAUUUAUUUUUUUAUUUAAAUAGCAUGUGCUAAUUCCCCUCCUCUGGUUUACUUUCUGAGUGCUUCCUUUUGCCCCUCUGUCUUUUAGCACCUCCUAAUGUUCAGCACCAGAACUGCAGCUCCUGCAGUUUGCAAAGCCAAAUAAAUCUCUCUUGAAACAGACCUUCUAUAGGC